Drosophila innubila is the source of this 4646-nucleotide messenger RNA. RefSeq lists its product as uncharacterized. NCBI's taxonomy places the organism in Eukaryota, Metazoa, Arthropoda, Insecta, Diptera, Drosophilidae. Bases 14 to 4588 code for a protein of 1524 amino acids. The record is from RefSeq and is a predicted model, not a curated record. The transcript is spliced from 9 exons.
GACUUCAUUCUCUAUGUCUUACGAUAUUUACUGCAUCAACUUCUAUGAUAAUGGCCUAACUGCCGUGCGUAAUGAGUAUGUAAACCAAAUAAAGCUAGGUCUACGACGGUUCCUCUUUGUUAUCGAUUUGGAUAGUGAGAUCCAACGGGCAUUUCAUACCAAUGAGGUGAACAACCGCUCGUCUAAGAUUAAGAAGACAGGUAAGUCGUCGAAUUUAGACCCUUUGCCGACGGAUCCUAUUGCAUUGACACUGUUGCAAAUACAGAAUUGCUUGGAUGAAUACGAAUAUGUGACCAGAAGGAUUGAUGCAGAGAAUAGCUUCAAUUUGCUUAGAUAUUAUCAAAGACAUGUUCCCGCCGAUCUCAAGUUUAAGUUUGUCGAAUCCAAAAAAGACAAGACCGGCAUGGAAUCAAAGCGACCACCAAAAAGCAAAGAUACAACCGAUACUCUUACAAGGAACAAAAUUGUGUGCUUUGGCGUCACAUCCAAAGAGCAUAAUAAGGUUGGCAAAGGACAUCCUCUAUCCAAACGUGCGUACAUUAAGGACCAACCAUCAACUACUUCAAUUCUUAUUCUUAUAAUUGGCACUCUAGACAAUGAGUUCUAUAAGUCUCUGAUAUCAUAUAAUCAGCCUCUGCGUGGGAUUAUCCACUUUCUUCCCGAGGAGAGUGCCUAUGAUAUUUUGGUGCCACGUCCACGUCGCCUCAAGGAACUUCGGGAAACUAUUGAGAAUAUCAAACGGGAUAUACACUCGCUGCGAAAAUGUUCCGCAUCUAAGCCAAUGGGCAUCUUUCAACAGCAGCUUCCCCAGAUGUCCAUGUGUCAAACGACCAAAUAUGCUAGCGAAGUUUUUGACCAAUUAAGCUGGUUCAUCUACGAUGUGCAAACACUGAGAGAGCAUUACGAUGAAUACUAUGUAAAACCCUAUAUGGAGAUCGAUAUCAAGAUGAGCCCGGGAACGAAUGUGCAGGAAAGCUUCCACUUGGCGGAAUCGUUAAGCAUUGAGGGGCACUAUCUAAAUCACGAGGUACCUGCAGUAGAUAACGAUGAUGCAACAGUCUAUCUAUAUUUGGAGUCACUGAUGAAAACAUUUGGCAAUCCAAAAGAGCUGAUGACUGAGGUGGAGGUGUUGCUCCUGGCUAAUCCAUCAUCGUUGGUGCAAACGCGUGUGUUGGACAAGAUUAAGGUCUAUGCAAAUGCAUUCAAGAGCAUAAUUAAACUCUACAAGAGUGAGCGUCUGUUUGUUGAGCAAGCCAAUCCAUUGCUAAUCAGCAUUAUAUCCUAUAUGGAUCAGAAACUAAUGAGGAACAUCUACCACGCAUGCCUCGAAUACAACUUACUCCGUCGAUAUUUCUGUACAGGGUAUUCUGUAGAUAACCUACCGUAUGUGCCUUUCACCAAUGAGGUGGAACCCCGAUAUUUGCCCAAGUACGCAAAGCUAUAUUUAACCGACGAUUCUGUUACCCAGCGAAUUAUUCAGUUAGUCGAUGAGUUUGAGAACUAUAAGAUUGAGGAAAUCCAGCCAAAUAUAAAGCUCUACACAUUUAGGCGGUGUCUUCACGAAGUCUUUGAAAACCAGAAAGAAAUUGUUAUACCGACUAGAUUAUGCUUCCGAGAUUUUACGCUUUAUGAAAUGCAAGAUUUUCUUAAGGACUUGGUAACAACCGAAAUGUUUGAUAGCACUAUCAAUGAUUUAAAGGUGGAUCCGGCAUCUGAUUAUCCAAGUAUUUUUACAAUAAGCGAUACUAUUGUUCCAAGUCCAUUUAAUUGCCAAAGUAAAAAACGAUAUGUAAUUACUCCAAGUAUCUUUAUUCGUCCCAAAUCUCUGAAAGCGAAUAAGGUGGCUGAUCAGAUCAGGGAGAAGGAGAAAGUCGACAGGCUAUCGGAAAGGCAAUCCGCAAGAACGACAAAAUUACGCCGGGAAAGUUUACGGGGCUCGAAUAACAAGGACCUGACACAACAAUCUUCAUCUUUUUUAAAAGGAGAAAAUGUAUCAGGUAAGCAACAACACUCAUUUAUUGGACUGGGCCCAGAUCAUCCACUGCUAAAGGGUUAUAAUCUGGACGACACACGUCAAACCAUCAAAGUGAAGACCUCAAAGUAUCAUUUUGAAGAGGGUUUAAUGACGCUUUAUCAGGAGAAAUGGAAUUUUCGGCAAAUGAAUAAAUAUAUGACUGUUGAAAUAGACAAACAUAUUAUCCAUCUGACAAAUGAACGAGGAGAUAUGAACAAAAUAUCUAACAAUAUACGUAUACAGACACCAAGUGGUAUUCAAUUGAGGAUAAGGCCUAACAACGACGAAUGUGCCAAGGCGGUACUCAACUAUCCUAAUGGCCUGACUCUCUACUGCCACGAUACCCACUCCGAACACCUAUGGUCGGGAUCCCAAAGUGAGCUGAACGAAAGGCGUCGCAUCUGUACGCCAUAUGGAUGCGUUAUAGUCUUUUAUAAUAGCAAUGAUACUGUGCUUAUCAUGAGAUACAAUGGGGAGGUCUAUAGGCUAUAUAGCUGUGAAGAUGUUAUGGAGGAGGAGGAGGAUGGAGAAAUGGAAGAAACAUCCGAGUUUAUUAAUGCCUGCUCAACUCAAUCGACAUACAGUAGCUAUAAACCUUUGAUUGUGGAUCGCGAGUCAGCCACAAAGCAACGAAAAAGAAAAUUCAAAACUCCUUCCACUAAUCGCGAAUCGGGUGGAACUGACAAGAAAGCUAAGAAAACAUCGCAGUUGGGUAGUCGCUCUACAUCUUCGCAAACUCUGGCUGUCAGAGCAGCCAAGGCCCAAGCCCGUGAAAUGAAACUUAAUCAAACGGCUGCCCUUUUUGCCAGUAUCGAUAACGAGCUAAAGUACUUGGAAUUCAUCAUGGGACUCUUCAAUAUUAGCUAUGUGCACUUAAAGCUAACCACAUCCCUCGGCAGCGUUGUGCACGUGGAAAGGCAGGAUAAGAUAUACUGUGCCAAGCCAAUCCGUGUCACCGAGUGGCAUGAUUACUACGCUAAUGAGAGCUAUGCUAUGCGUGACGAUGGUGUCCGUAUGGUCUGGACCCAGGAUACUCUAAAGUGUUAUCAUUCCGAUGGCACUGUUAUCAAUACAGCCACAGUUGGUGGCAUAGAUGUAGGUGUGAUGGAGGAUGAUAUUGACAUACAAAUAAGUUCGAGUAGCUCGCAUGAGCCAAAUUUUAGUGAAGAGGGUUCCGUAUCCCUCCAAUCGGAUGAAAUCUUUAUUAAUAUGCAAGAUCAAUCAGUUAAUGACUAUGGAUCUAAGAUUAAGAACAUUGGGCUUGAUGAAUUUUUGGCUGAAGACGAGGUCGAAGAUCAACAAAUCUAUGAUUACAGCUUCGUUACCUAUACUCCAAAUACCUUUAUGAUGCAACAUAGGUCUUACGCAGGCAUUCAGUUUAAUUUUACCAAUAUCAGUGAGAUGGAAACAAAGGUUUUGGCCGCUGGUAAUUUUCAGUUUCGUAUUUAUCCUUUCCACAACGCAAUAAAUAAUGGAGAUAAAUUAAAUGAGAAGCUUAUCAACGAUGUUCUUCAAGAACCCUUGUCAUCAGAGGCCGACCCAGAUGAGUGGACACGGUUUGUAGAACCCAAAUCCCCUCCAAGGAUUUCGUCUCAUUUAAGUCACGGUGUUGAAGUCGAGGCAUCCAAUCUACAUGUAUCACUGAAGGGGUAUCAAUUGGAGCUGCAUGCACAACUUAAAAAAUUUGGAUGUGAUGAAAAUGAAUCUUUAGUCCGCGACAACAUUGAACUAAAAUUGAACUUAAAUCAAAAUUUGAGUAUUGCCUUUCGCAAUUGGGUCGAAGCAUUCCAUCAAUUUAUCAACUGUGCCUGUCCAAAAUGGAAAACUACUUUCUUUAUAGAGUCCCUCACUGAUGAUUGCCGUAAGAAGGGUCUAGAACUUUUUAAAACUAUACCCACCCUUGGAGAAUAUAAUUUUUGUGCUGGAAACUAUUACAUUGAUCCAGAGGAAUUGAAGUCUACCCAAACCCGUGUGAUAAACAAUUUUAUAUGGUACGAAGAGGAUAUGGAAAAGUUUCCCCGUUUUCCAAUGCAGAAGAAAGUCCCAAAAACAGUUGAAUUUCCUACAGUUUUAACUACGAAGAUAUAUGUGGAGAUACCCGCACAGUUGGCAUACACAGAUCGCAUUCAUUUGUUCUUAAAUCCGUUCGACAAAAUUAAGUUUAGAAAGUUAAAACAUCGUUUCAAUGAGGCUGUUCUCUUCCAUUUAUAUCCGCACCUGCGCGAUCUUGUGAAGCAGGAGAUUAGCAAACGUAGCUGGCGCAAUCACCAUCUGAUAAACAAGCGUCGCUUGUUUAUGGAACAGCAGCGUCUUAGUCUUUAUGUAGCCAUGCUAAAGCAUAAAGUCUAUCCCAAUUAUUUCCAGUUUAAGGAUCACUUUUAUAGCCAUGUGCGUAACAUUGAUUUCUUCGAGUUCAUGUCCUCCAAGUGCAAUGAAAAAGACAACCCGGAUAAGUACAAUGCUGAUAAGUAUAAGAACGACGAAGGGCCUAAACAGAAAGUUAGGACAAGCACCGAGCAAAAGAAACACCGUAAGAAGUGUCCAUGUCCUAAAUACAUUAAAUCCCUUCAAUAGUUAAUUUUCAUUAAUAUACAACGUAUAAAUUAAAAAGGCAUUUUGAGAACUGCAAAAA